Acipenser ruthenus (sterlet) is the source of this 4181-nucleotide messenger RNA. Its product is annotated as male-specific lethal 1 homolog. The transcript has 11 exons. Bases 584 to 2350 code for a protein of 588 amino acids. Gene Ontology annotation, cellular component: MSL complex. The record is from RefSeq and is a predicted model, not a curated record. Lineage: Eukaryota; Metazoa; Chordata; Actinopteri; Acipenseriformes; Acipenseridae.
GCCUUGAGAGGCGCUUGAAGGGACUGAGGAGCGAGGCUGUAGGUGAGACAGGCAGAGACAUGGGGAGGCGGGGGGAGCUGCGGAAAAACACCGAAUUGAGCGGCUAUUGAGGGCACGGACCGUGAAAAACUGAGCAGGAAUACAAAAUACCAACUUCAGACUCCCAGGAGGUGUGCGUCGCCGAUCCGUAGAGCGUUCAAAACGUGGUUAAAAAACACUACCAAAAAUAACUGUUAUUGUUUUGUUUUUUUUUCCCCUCAUCUUGGCAAGAUCUAAAAUGGAGGAGAAGCGGUGACUGAAAUCCACCUCUUUUUUUUCUUCUUCUAAGACAGAAGGACGAGGCGCGUUUCUCUCGUUCCUGUGUGCGCGAGGGUGAGCAGACGCAAAAUGGAGGCUUCGUCAGCCUUCCGAUGUGUUGUGUUUCAAACGCGGUUAUAAACACCAUGAUCGGGGUGUACGAGCAGCGCGGAGGUUUUUGAAAGAACAACAAAAAACAAGAUUUUUUCCACGGACAUACAUAAAAACCCACCCAGACUUCUGUAAAGAGCGGGUGGGUGGGUGGGGGGGGAGAGGGGUGUAAAUCAUGACUAUGAGAUCCACGGUGUUUAAACCGGGAAGCCUCAAAAUUGAGAGAGAUUUGAACCCGGAGAAGCUCGACUUUGAAAAGGCGCAAAGCGGUGGCUGUGCCGCUGCUCCAGCCGCCGCCGCGGGCGGCAUCAGCAUAAAGCGAGAACCGGGCGAGCUGGUCCUGGAGGCCGGCCACGGUGGCGGUUUGCCCGUCGUGCUGGGCAACAUCCACAACAGCGCCAACCAGCACCCGCAUUACCAUAGUAAGAGCCGCAAGCUGAAGGAUUACAACGCCAAUAGUAAUAAAGCCGGCAGCCGGACCCUGAGUGGUGUUGCAGGGCUGAACAAAGCGCAGGGGGUGUGCCUGGGUCUCGGGCAGGAGGAAAACUGGAUGAGUUUUGGGGGGGGUGAUAAUAGCAACAAGCAGAUGGGAGGUGACGGCGCCCAGGCCAAGAACAGAAAUGUAUUCGUAACGGGACAGACUGACAAUAAUAUUAAGACUGCAACGACUACUUCUACUGGUGCCCCGGUUAACACGACUGCUAACGUUAAUAACAACUCGAGGGAGCUCGGGGGUACCGACGCAGCGGCGGAUAGGGCGGCCGGCGGAGCGGGGUCUUUGGAGCUGAACAUGGAGGGCAGGUGGAAAAACGCGAAGAAGAACCCGAACCACAGUCCGACCCAAGCGACCUGCCUCCGACAGAUCCUGCUGCUGCAACUGGACCUGAUCGAGCAGCAGCAGCAGCAACUGCAGGCGAAAGACAAGGAGAUCGACGAGCUGAAAUCCGAGAAGGAAACGCUGCUGGCUCGGAUGGAGCGGAUGGAGAGGAGGAUGCAGCUGGUGAAGAAAGACAACAGCAAGGAGCGGCAGAAGCUGUUCCAGCCCCUGGAGCUGGAGGGACUGGGGGCGGAGUCGGAGCACAGCGAGAGGGAGGAGCCUCAGGAGGGAGGGGCCGAGACCCCGCAGCUCCCCUCCCCGAAACCCAUGCCCUUCGGACGUGGGGGGCACAAGCGGAAGUUCGGUUUCUGGAAUUCAAAGACCCCGGUCAAGAAGCUGACGGCCGAGUUCACGAAAGCAAGGGGCAAGACCCCCAAGUUCUCCCUGCUGAAGGAGUCUGAGGCCGGGGGGUCCCCUUUUCAGUGGGAGCUACGCAGCAAGGAGACCCCCGAGAAGGCGUGUGCGGCCGGGAGGGUGCAGGGAGACGCCCCCACACCGCUCAAGGGGAGCCCCCUGAGCCCGCAGCCCCGGGAGGAGCCUCGCAGCUCGGGCGUGGAGCCGGAGGAGCUGCCCUUCAUGUCCACCACGGAGAUGUACCUGUGCCGCUGGCAGCAGCCGCCCCCCUCCCCGCGGCGCAAGACCACCAGCAAGAAAGAGGAGAGCGUAGCCAUCCCUUCCUGGAGAGAGCACUCUAUGGAACCCUUGAAAGAGGUGUCUCCCCCUGAUUUCAUAGAGAAUUUGGAUGACAGCGUCUUUUUGAAACGUCACGCGAAGCUGGAAUUGGAUGAAAAGAGGAGAAAAAGGUGGGAUAUCCAGCGCAUCAGGGAGCAGCGCAUGUUUCAGCGGCUGCAGCAGCGCAUGUACAAGAAGAAAGGCAUCCAGGAGUCUGAGCCAGAGGUGUCCUCCUUCUACCCAGAGACUGACGAUGUGGAGUCCCUGAUGAUCACCCCUUUCCUGCCUGUUGUAGCAUUCGGACGACCCUUACCGAAACUCACACAACAAUGGUAUCCCGGGGCCGCAGAGGGGCUUAUGAGAGUUUCACAGAAACAGCAGCCUUCGAAAUGAAUUUCGAGCUUCCCUGGCUGGAUGAACGAAGCCGCUGUCGGAUUGAGAUGCAGAAGAAGCAGACCCCACACCGGACCUGCCGGAAGUGAGGAAGAGGCUUUCUUCAUCUCCUCCUCCUCCUCCUCCUCCUCACGCUGUUUAGACAGAGGGGCAAUUUAUAUAUAUAAUAUAUAUAUAUAUAUAUAUAUAUAUAUAUAUAUAUAAAAAGAACUAAGCAGGACAUGGACAACAUCUUUAAGAUGACAAAAAAACAUGUGAAUAAUUUAAUUUAAAAUAAAUACAGAAAACGAACAAAAGCUUACAUAGCGGGUGAAUCUCAGUGUUCGGAAGAGAAUGGAGUGUUCUGCCAACCUCCCUCUCUCCUCCACUCUUGUGCUAAUAAAUAAACCUGGAUGUGUUCUUAAUGUCUUAACGUGAGAGACGGAGGAGAGACGCGUGACAAGAGCCCUGGGCAACCGUUCUGUUCUGCUUUCGUUUUUCGUUUUUUCUGUGCUUUUCAGUGGUUGUUUUUAAAGGAUAAAAAAAAAAAAAACUAUGAAAAGUCCAUUUCUAUUCUUGCUCAGCAGAAAAACAUCUUGACUGGAAUAUGACAAAACAAGGAAGAAAAGGCAAGCCUGUUUUAAAUUUUUUUGAAGCACCCUCGAUGACCCUGCAUAUCCCAUUUAUUUUUGUUAGUGGAUUUUCAGGUUUAAUCUUCUUUUUAAAGUUCCUGUUGACAGCUUCAAACGGAGUUGGAAACAGAUGUGGUGUUGAUGUUUUUGGGUAACCUCAAGUUGCGGGAAUGUAAAUUAAAUUAAUAAUGCACGCAUAUACGCUAAAACAAACUAAAAGGCACUGCGAAAACAACGCAGCUACAGACUGCAGAACACCCGCCUCCCCCUCCCGUUUAACAUCAAAAAAAUAAAACAAAGAUUAUGCAACAGCGAACUUUUGUAACUGGAGAGAAGCUGUCAUCGUCUGUUUCCUUUUCAACAGCUUGGGCACGUCGCAUCGCUGCUGCCUUACAGGAUGUUUAAAGCUGGAUUGUUCUCAGUGUGCGGCUUUCUUUCUCUCUCCUAUCUCUCUCUCUUUGCUCCCCUCCCCAAAUCUCAAAGGUGAAAACCAUCUGCAAGUAAUAGUGUGCUGGCCCAUCCAUUCCUCAGUGUGGUUACAGGAUUAUCCACCCUAUUUAAAGUGUCACUGGGGUAAUGCAUGUGGUCGCUGUGGAGGAAAACAGCUGGGGUGGGUGUUUGCUACUGUUCUACCUGCAGUAAUGCUAAAUUCUGGAACUUGGAAGAACGUUCAGGUCCAGAGCAGCUCAUGAAAUGGGGUUCUCACUGUCCUUGUAAGUGUGCAGUGAGAAGGUUUAGGGUGCAGCAGCUGCUUCAGUGCACGGCACACACCUCAUGGGUGUUUUUACGUGUACAGUAGCUGUCUUAGUCUAUUUGGACGCUUUUUUUAAUGUCAGUGUCGGUGCAAUGCUCGUUCUUCUGCCCUGUGCGUUCUUUGUUGCGUUAACAAGUCUUGGUACCAUUGUCACCAUCCUCGCUUUACCACGACGGAGAAAAGAAACAAAAGGGAGACCCGGAGGGGAGGGGAGUGGGUGUGAAUUUGAUCGCUUCUGUAAAUAGCUUUCAGAAAACAACGUUGUAAAUAUAAGCAACACGUGUCUGUUUUUUUUUUUUAUUUAAAAGUUCGAAUUCUUUAAAAAAAAUUUAAAAAAUCUUGAGUGUUAACGUUGAGUAUUCAUAUUUAAAAAAAAAAAUGCUUGUAUCUAAAAAAAAAAAAUUGACAAAGGAAUUGUUUUUUGUUUGUUUUUUUUACAAUAAAAUGGAAAAAUAAUUUGAAUGCC